AUGUCCACGAAUUCAACCUCACCGUAUGAGCACUUCUUCCACUACAAGAGUGGCCGCUGGCUAUGGGAUGAAGAGAGCCGGCAACCCGAAAGCGUUGGGGCGCAAUCCUGCGUAUCCAUAACCAAACUCGCUGAAGGCGGAUACAACAAGGUGUUCCGCCUGGUCAUGGACAACGGUUCUGUUGCGAUUGCACGUAUUCCAAAUCCGAACGCUGGCCCUGCCUAUAAGACGACUGCUUCUGAAGUUGCAACUAUGGAUUUUAACCGUACUCAAUAUCCCGUUCCAAAGGUUUUCGCUUGGAGCGCAACAGCAAACAAUCCUGUAGAAGCCGAGUAUAUUGUAAUGGAGGAGGCACCAGGGAUACAGCUAGAGGACGUGUAUGGCAAUAUUUACUUCGCAACCGAUCCAUUUCCAGGAUGUGAAACAGCUAAGGUUGUGGGCGAUAUUCCUGCAGAAUUGAAAAGAGUUGCAGAAGAGCGUUUUACCAUCGGACCAGUUGUUGACAGAGAGUUUUGGAAUGGAAAGCGUGCGUCGAUGGUCAUUGACCGAGGUCCUUGUAAAUUCAACCCGUUUGCAUUUCAAUAUGACUACGCUAAUCGGGAGAUUGCUUGGAUAAGUAGCUUUGCUGUUCCAAAACCGCAAAAAGAUAUAUUUGUCGCAUCUAAAUCUCAGAAUUCACCCAGUUCUCCCAUUUCGCUCUACAAAAUGUUCUUAUGUACUAUACCAUACCUUUUCCCCAAAAACGAGAAGCUUUCCGGCUCCACCCUUUGGCAUUGGGAUAUUCAUUCUGCAAACCUCUUUGUAGAAGGCAGUCGAAGUACUAGCCUCAUUGACUAG
Venustampulla echinocandica is the source of this 837-nucleotide messenger RNA. RefSeq lists its product as uncharacterized. NCBI's taxonomy places the organism in Eukaryota, Fungi, Ascomycota, Leotiomycetes, Helotiales, Pleuroascaceae. The record is from RefSeq and is a predicted model, not a curated record. The coding region runs from base 1 to 837 and encodes 278 amino acids. Gene Ontology annotation, cellular component: mitochondrion. The transcript has 5 exons.